AGGGCGGGCCGGCGGAGAGCGCAGAGCCAGCGAGAGAGCCAGCAAGCGGGAACCGGAGCCCCGCGCCAGAGCUGGGCGCGCCAGGAGCUGCCCCCCUUCUCAUCUCUCUUCCUGUCUGUCCUUCCCUGGCCCCUGUCUCCUCUUCUCUUUUCCUUUGCUGCUUCUGUCCUCACCCCUUGAAGACCCUGGUCUGCUGGACCUAGCCAUCCCUCUGGGGCCAUGGAAUCACUGCUUGGGUUUCUGGCACUGCUGCUGCUGCGGGGUGCUGUGGCUGAGGGGCCGGCCAAGAAGGUGCUGACUCUGGAGGGGGACCUGGUGCUGGGUGGGUUGUUCCCAGUGCAUCAGAAGGGUGGCCCAGCAGAGGAGUGUGGGCCUGUUAAUGAGCACCGUGGCAUACAGCGCCUAGAGGCCAUGCUUUUUGCACUGGACCGCAUCAACCGCGACCCCCACCUGCUGCCUGGUGUACGCUUGGGUGCGCACAUCCUCGACAGCUGCUCCAAGGAUACACACGCCCUGGAGCAGGCGCUGGACUUUGUGCGCGCCUCACUCAGUCGUGGUGCUGAUGGCUCACGCCACAUCUGUCCUGAUGGCUCCUAUGCCACCCACAGUGAUGCUCCUACAGCUAUCACCGGUGUCAUUGGUGGCUCCUACAGUGAUGUCUCCAUCCAGGUGGCCAAUCUCCUGCGGCUGUUCCAGAUCCCACAGAUCAGCUAUGCCUCCACCAGCGCCAAGCUGAGUGACAAGUCCCGUUAUGAUUACUUUGCUCGCACUGUGCCCCCAGACUUCUUCCAAGCCAAGGCCAUGGCUGAGAUUCUCCGUUUUUUCAACUGGACGUAUGUGUCUACGGUGGCAUCCGAGGGUGACUAUGGUGAGACAGGCAUUGAGGCCUUCGAGCUCGAGGCUCGGGCACGCAACAUCUGCGUGGCCACUUCUGAGAAGGUGGGCCGCGCCAUGAGCCGUGCAGCCUUCGAGGGCGUGGUGCGAGCCCUGUUGCAGAAGCCCAGCGCCCGUGUGGCUGUACUCUUUACCCGGUCCGAGGAUGCCCGUGAGCUGCUUGCAGCCACCCAGCGCCUCAACGCCAGCUUCACCUGGGUGGCCAGCGACGGCUGGGGAGCCCUAGAGAGCGUGGUGGCAGGCAGUGAAAGGGCUGCCGAGGGUGCCAUCACCAUUGAGCUGGCCUCCUACCCCAUCAGUGACUUUGCCUCCUACUUCCAGAGCCUGGAUCCCUGGAACAACAGCAGGAACCCUUGGUUCCGUGAGUUCUGGGAGGAGAGGUUCCGUUGCAGCUUCCGGCAGCGAGACUGCGCCGCCCACUCUCUGCGGGCCGUGCCCUUUGAACAGGAGUCAAAGAUCAUGUUUGUGGUCAACGCUGUGUACGCCAUGGCCCACGCUCUGCACAACAUGCACCGCGCCCUCUGUCCCAACACCACCCGCCUCUGCGAUGCCAUGAGGCCUGUCAAUGGGCGCCGCCUCUACAAGGACUUCGUGCUCAAUGUCAAGUUUGAUGCUCCCUUCCGCCCAGCAGAUACCGAUGAUGAGGUGCGCUUUGACCGCUUUGGUGAUGGUAUUGGCCGCUACAACAUCUUCACCUAUCUGCGGGCAGGCAGUGGGCGCUAUCGCUACCAGAAGGUAGGCUACUGGGCAGAAGGACUGACCCUGGACACUAGCAUCAUCCCAUGGGCCUCUCCAUCAGCUGGCCCCCUUCCUGCCUCUCGCUGUAGCGAGCCCUGCCUUCAGAACGAAGUGAAGAGCGUGCAGCCCGGCGAGGUCUGCUGCUGGCUCUGCAUCCCCUGUCAGCCCUAUGAGUACAGGCUGGAUGAGUUCACCUGUGCUGACUGUGGCCUGGGCUACUGGCCGAAUGCCAGUCUGACUGGAUGCUUUGAGCUGCCCCAGGAGUACAUCCGCUGGGGGGAUGCCUGGGCCGUGGGACCUGUCACCAUCGCCUGCCUAGGUGCCCUGGCCACCCUCUUUGUGUUGGGUGUCUUUGUGAGGCAUAAUGCUACACCCGUGGUCAAGGCCUCGGGUCGGGAACUUUGCUACAUUCUGUUAGGAGGUGUCUUCCUCUGCUACUGCAUGACCUUCAUCUUCAUUGCCAAGCCCUCCACGGCUGUCUGUACCUUACGGCGCCUCGGUUUGGGGACUGCCUUCUCUGUCUGCUACUCAGCCCUCCUCACCAAGACCAACCGCAUCGCUCGCAUCUUUGGCGGGGCCCGGGAGGGUGCCCAGCGGCCGCGCUUCAUCAGUCCCGCCUCACAGGUGGCCAUCUGCCUGGCACUUAUCUCAGGCCAGCUGCUCAUUGUUGCUGCCUGGCUGGUGGUGGAGGCACCUGGCAUCGGCAAGGAGACAGCCCCUGAACGGCGGGAAGUGGUGACAUUGCGCUGCAACCACCGUGACGCAAGCAUGCUCGGCUCCCUGGCCUACAAUGUGCUCCUCAUCGCUCUCUGCACAUUGUAUGCCUUCAAGACCCGCAAGUGCCCGGAAAACUUCAACGAGGCCAAGUUCAUCGGCUUCACCAUGUACACCACCUGCAUCAUCUGGCUGGCAUUCCUUCCCAUCUUCUACGUCACCUCCAGUGAUUAUCGGGUGCAGACCACUACGAUGUGCGUGUCUGUCAGCCUCAGCGGCUCUGUGGUGCUCGGCUGCCUCUUUGCACCCAAGCUGCACAUCAUCCUUUUCCAGCCACAGAAGAAUGUGGUGAGCCACCGGACACCUACCAGCCGCUUUGGCAGUGCUGCCCCCAGGGCCAGUGCCAACCUUGGUCAAGGGUCUGGAUCCCAGUUUGUUCCUACUGUUUGCAAUGGCCGUGAGGUGGUAGACUCCACAACAUCGUCGCUCUGAAGAUCCCACACUCCUGCCCUGACAUGGCUGCUCCCGAACCCAGUGUAGACCCUCUUCCACAGCCAGGAGGAAGUUGGCUGGAGCAUUGCAAUAACACCCACCCUAUGCCUGCCCCCAAAGUCACCUACCCACCUCCUGGAUUCCCCAGCCCUUUAGGUCAGAAGCCAGAGUCCUUAGCUGGGGAGCCUCGGCAUUGGCCAGUAACUAUCCUUGUAGCUAUGUCCCAUGUUAGCCAGGCCUGGGACUCAGAGGGGGAGAUAAUCAGUGUCUACCGUGUUCUAGAACAGCGUGGCUGAGGACGACAGGCCCACCCCCCAUGCAAAGGUGCUUCCAGUCGGGCCCCUGCCCCAGGCCUUUUUAAUUUUUUAUAAGUUACUCUGGGAUAGAGAGGAUGGUAGCUGUGGGGAUCAUUCCCUCCCCUCCUUACCCAGUAGUUUGUCCCGUGGUUUAUUUUGUAUUACCUGUAAAUAAAGUGUCUUUAUUUAAA
This is a messenger RNA of Mastomys coucha (southern multimammate mouse), 3325 nucleotides long. RefSeq names its product glutamate metabotropic receptor 2 (gene Grm2). The transcript is spliced from 6 exons. Gene Ontology annotation, biological process: G protein-coupled glutamate receptor signaling pathway; regulation of synaptic transmission, glutamatergic. The record is from RefSeq and is a predicted model, not a curated record. Gene Ontology annotation, molecular function: group II metabotropic glutamate receptor activity. The coding region runs from base 220 to 2838 and encodes 872 amino acids. Gene Ontology annotation, cellular component: membrane. Lineage: Eukaryota; Metazoa; Chordata; Mammalia; Rodentia; Muridae.